GUUACAGCUAUGUUUGUACUUUCUUAAUAUUUGCAUCUUUGCGUUUUCCAUUUUGGUCUUGCAAAGUGCAGGCGCCGUGGUGCGACCUGUUGUUAGGCUUUGGAAUCCGCCGGGGUAAUGAUUCUGAAGUGCUCAAAGACCUAUCGAUACAUGGAUUAUCCCCAAAUGCUAAUACAGUUUACUUGUGACGAGUCACAUAGAUUCAACGCUGCGACUACUUGUGCGAGGCUGGGAACGGGAGCUGCCACGACUUGACUGUCUACUUCGGUGCUUGUGCGUAAAGCGAUGGAAAUUGUCUGCAACAACUACGCAAUUCCUUGAGGAUAACGCUAGAGUCAUGAAAGGAUUGCGGAAUAAGGCCGGGCUUGGGGUAUCCGCGCCAGGCCUCUUGCUGGUUUUCCUUACGCUCUGCAGCUUGCACCAAACUAUAGUAGCACAGCCUACUUUACUGUUCGGCGUGGCUGCCAGCCUUACUGGCCCAUACAGCGAAUGGAGCGACGCGGUCAAUGGCUUCAAGCUAUGGGAGAGCACCUUGAAUGCUGCAGGCGGAAUUUCCAUGCGAGACAUAAACGGCACUGUAUAUAAGUACAACGUGAAGCUGGUGGUCCGCGAUGACGCCAGCACAGCGGCUGGGCACGCCGCGGCCGUGUCACAGCUGCUCAACACAGACCAGGUCCAGUUCGUGCUGGGGGCGUCGCCAGUGUUCGCGGAGAGUGAGACCAUUGCGGUGCAGGCCGCGGGCCGCCUCAACUUCCAGUGCUGCGCCGGCGCAGCCACCAUCUAUGCACGUGACCAAAAGAACGUCUUUGGCAUGGCAGUGGACAACUCCUUGUUCACACAGGAGCUAUUCACAGAGUACCGGUCCAACAACAUUUACAAAAUUUCUGUGGUGUAUCGGGAGGACGUCCAGGAGCUCGCUUCGCAGUGCCAGGGCGUUGUUGCACAAGCCAAAGCCCAGCUGUUGACGUUGUCGCUGGAGCUCAAGUACACAAACAGCACGAACGCCACGAUUUCGGGUCUCGCGGACCAGAUCGCCGCAGCCCCCCAGGAGGCACUCAUUAUGUGCGGGCUGGCGAGCGAGAGCGCUGACAUGGUGCGCGCUAUUGACGCGCGGCGUAAGCCGCUCAAGUCCAUCGUAAUGACGGGUGGAGCUUACGCCAGGGACUGGAACGACGCGCUGGGAGACUUGUCCGUGGCAGUCACUUCGCUAGCGCAUUGGUCGCCGGACCUGCCCCGCAAGGAUGACUUCUGGGGAGAUGCGCCCACAUACGCUGGCAAGUACAAAAGCAUCUACCAGAAGGAAGCAACCCAAUGGGCAGCUGCCGCUUCUGCAACCGGCUACGUGCUACACACGACCCUUGCCAACAUCUUCCGCCGCUGCACAAUCAGCGCCGCGGCAGCGGCCAACCCUUCGCUCCUGUUCUUCACCCAGGACGCCAUCAGUUGCGCCGACAACAAUAACCGCGGCCACGACCGGCUGGUCGCUGCGCUGCCCCUCACCAAUAUGGACAGCGUCUUCGGCGUCGUGUCUUUCAACAGGUUCCGUCAGAACCAGGGUUACGACCCGGUCACGCUGCAGACGUACGAGGUCACUGAGAACCUGAAGCUCGCCUUCAAGCCCUCCCUGGUGCUGCCGCUGCUUUCGGCCACCCGGCCCCUGCUACUGCCGCAGACGAACCGGUACAUUGAGGUUUGCCAGCCGGGCACGUUCCGCGGCCCCGACGCCUUCGUGCCCUGCACGGCGUGUCCGACAGGCCAAUUUCAGGAGUUCCCGGGAAAAACCAACUGCGAGCUCUGCCCCAAAGAUUACUUCGGCAAUACGACUGCCAUGCCCGACUGCCUGGCCUGCCCUACCAACACCCUCACCUUCCAGCGCGGCUCCACCAACCUGACCGACUGCUCCUGCCAGCCUGGAUACUUCAACCGUCUAGGCCUGCCGGGGCUGCCUUGUGAGGCGUGCCCCAGCAACGCCUUCUGCGCGGGCGGCACCGCGCUACCUUCGCCCGACCCCGGAUUCUAUGCCGAGCAGUCCGCGCCCUUCACCAUGUACCCCUGCAACCCCUCCUCCGUGUGCGACGGCAACUUCACGUGCGCCAAGGGUUACCGCGGCCGCAUGUGCUACUACUGCGCCCCGGGGCACUACAGGUUCUUGGGCAACUGCGUGGCUUGCCCCGGCAACUCGUCGGCGGUCAUUGGGUACCUGCUGGUGAUGGCACUGCUGUGGGUUAUCAUCAACGUCUCCUUCGCUCGUACAGUCGAGAACCUGAUGGUCAUCAUCAACUUCUGCCAGAUGCUUUCCAUUGUGGUCGGCUUCUCAUUGAACUGGCCAAAGACGCUAUACACCGUCAUGAGUUUCAGCUCCAUCCUUUCAUUCGAGGUGGACUCCCUGGAGCCCACGUGCCUUGUCCACGGCUGGGGGUUCGCAAACAACCUGGUCGUGCAGCUGCUGCUGCCGCUGAUGAUUGCGGGGCUGGUUGGGCUGUGGUGCGCCAUCACGUAUGCCAUGUACAAGUACAAGCAGUGGGGCAUGACGCGCUCCGUCCGCGCGGCGGCCAGUCUCAAGAUGUCCCAGGAGGAGCCGUGGAAGCAGGUCAUGUGGGCGCUGCUAGACGUGCCGCAAGACAUUCGCGAGCUGCGUGAGACGUUCCUGGAGCGCGCCGCGGUGCCGCUGAACUUCCUAAACAUCGGCUUCCUAGUGCUUUUGAAGUACUGCCUGUCAUCGUUUCGUUGUGAGCGAAUUAACGGCGUCAUGUACAUGUACAUGUCGCCAAACGACAUGUGCUACACAACCAAGCACUGGAACCUGAUGCUACUGGGCACUACAGGACUCAUUGUCUACUCGGGCGGCUUCAUUUACCUGUACGGGCACGCAAUGCGCGCGCUGGCCAAGUCACGCUGCCUGGGUGACAAGAAGCCGCUGCUGCUGUACGGCUGGAUGUACGAGCGUUACGAGGCGCAGUACUACUGGUACGAGUCCGUCAUCAUCCUUCAGAGGACUGCGUUCGUGCUGGUGUCUCUGUUUGUUCUGGACCCAGCACUACAGGCGGUGCUGUGCAUGGUGGUGUGCGUCGUCGUGCUACUGUUGGAUAUCCGCACCUCAUCUUACGUGGACAAGCAGAUCCAUAUCCUGCAGGCGGGUGUGGACGGCGCCCUCGGGGCGGUGCUGGUGGCGGGACUGCUCUUCUACAACCCGCUCGUGUCCAACACCGUGGUCAAUGUGGUCUCGUACGUGCUCCUCGCACUGGUGCUGGCAGCGUUUGGCUCCGCCGCCAUUUCGGUGGGCCAGCGGCUGGUCGAGACGCUGGUGCUGCUGUGGCUGAUGAGCAAGCACCGACCCAUCGCCUACAAGAUGGGACAGCGCGUCCGCGGCUAUCGACACAUGUACCAGGUGUUUGGCGCCGCCUUCCUGUUCAACUGGCUGCGUCGCUGCACGGCCGAGGAGUGGGACGACUGGCACAAGCUGUGCAUGGUGCUGAUCGACUACGUGCACCCCACCUCCGAGGUGUCGUACCUGUCCCUCAAAAAGGUGGGCCGCUUCUGGCGCUACCUGCUCUCCAACUUCCCAGAAACAAUUGAUUACCUGGCGUCGGUCAGCGAGGAGCAGCGUGAUCACUUCAACAGCUUCAUCGAGGUCUUGUACGACAACUUCUUUGACACCAAGGAGGAGCACCACACGCAGCUCAACUUCUUCGUGCAAGACAAGUUUAAGGCCGCAUUUGCGCAGUGGCUGUCGAGUUGCGACGAGGACGAUCGCGACUUCUGCCAAUCAAUCAUGAAGACGGCCGUCGCCAAGGCGCGUGGCGCCAAGGCCGCGAACGAGCUCACUGCGGCGAUGACUCGCUCCUCAAAGCAGCUGAGCAACGUCAUGGUGGUGGCAUCCGCGGUUGACAAGUUCAAGCGCGGCCUCGUCUCCAACAGCAACAAGAGCGCCGCUGGUAACGACGGCGCGAACAGCGGCAAGACCGACCGCGCCUCGUUGGCCCAAGUGGUGGGCAUGUUUGACCGGUCGACCCACAACGCAGAGCUCGACAGCGACAAAAAUGGGCCGCUCACGGAUCAGGUGCUUCCGCACACCGUGAGCAAUCUCGAUGAGGCCCCGGAUCUAGCGGACGGCGGCCCGGUUCACACGGGCCUAUACCAGCGCGGCCAAAGGAGCGGCACAGCCGCAUCAGGCUCUUCUUCUGGCAACGGCAAUGACGGCGAGCGGCUGGUGCUGCCAGCCGGAAUGGCAGCGGCGCUCGCCGCGGCCAAGGCACCCAGCGUCGCCAGCGGAUACCGGGACAGCGGCAGCGGCGGCGGCAGCAAGCAGGGAAGCGGCCGCCGCGCCGGCAGUGCCCGCAGGGCGCCGUCCGGAACGGUGGAGCUGAGCGGACGCAGCGGCCUCGCCGCAAAAGCACCGCAGUCGCCGGCGCAGCUGCAGCAGCCGGUCAAGCUCCACGAUAACGCGCUGUUUGGCGCCGUGGAGGAUCUGUCUUCGGAGAUGGCUGCCGUUCCUGCUGAUGCUGCCGGCGGGGUGCGCCCCUUGUCUGGUGGCACGCCGCCGCGCUCCGCGCCAGGCACGCCGCGCAGCGCCACCGCCAAGCUGCAUACCAUGAAGGCCGCUUCGGCGGUGGACGGCGGCCUCGCUUUGGACAUGGGCAUCGACCCGGAUGUGGAAGAGCUGCAUCUGGGUGACCACCACGACGCCGGCAAAACCUCGGCAACGCAGCCGCCGGCGGCUGACCGCGCGCCCAGCAGCAGCCUUUCAGGGGCGGCUGUGCCGGCGUCGGUGGUGCAGCACAGGCUGGGCACGGCGAGCGGCGCGCCGCCGCGUACGCCGACGACUGCGUCCUUGUUUGGCGGUAUGAUGGUGCGCGGCACCGGUGCGAGCGGGGACGGCGGUGGCGGCGGCACCGGAGGCAACCAGCAGCGGCGGCUCAGCGGGGUGUCUCAACAGGGUACUAGUGCCGCUGGUGGUGACGUGAUGACGUUUGAACGGCAGGACACAAUCCCCGAGUACAUUAUCCCCGAGUAGCCUGCCCGGCCAGCCUGCCCGAUGCUGCAAGCUUGCGUUGAGACCUGGUAUGACGGGGCCAGGUAUGAAACACGAGUACUGCUGGAGUGGUUCGGCCCUAAGGCAGUAGCAAUUGCGUUUGGACAUGAAACGAGGCGUACACCUGCUGCAGAGAUUCCUUCGACACGCAUCCAUUUGCAACGUUUGCGGCUCGUGUGAACUGUUUGGUGCAUUCAUACUAGAAUUGCGUGCGCGGGUGGGGGGUGUGCUUGCAUGUUGUUUGAAUAUCUGGCUUGGUGCCAUAAGCCUUGAACCAGGACUGCCCAGCCUGUCCUGCCUGUAUCGUACGUGGGGACCAUCCGAACAUGGGGGGGACAGCGUGGGAGGGCAGUGAGCCUGUGGCAAGUUGCUGCGGUAUUGCUGCCUGGGCACGGGGCACGCACGCUUCCGACUUGUAGUUACUGCCUAUCGUAUCAGCCUUUCACUUCUUCAUUGAUUAAGCAUUCUUGCAGGGCUUGUCUGCAAUUUCAGGAUGGAUGGCUGGAACAGUGCCAGUCCCACGCUUGAGGCUAUUGUGUGACCCAGGCAUGCCGAGCUGGUGGCAGGUGUCUCGGGGGUCAGUGAUCACGUAGAUGACGCCGCCGAGGUGCCGACCCUUGUGGCUUGCCGUAUGAUGGGCAAUACGCCGCGGACGGCUUCCGGGUUUCGUGGGGUCGAGGUGGAGCAGUGGCUGAAGAGCGGCGUAGCUCAGCUGCGGCGCCUGGAUUUGCCGUCAUUGAUCGCUUUUGUAGAACUGCGCAAUUUUCGACACCGGACGUGUGAUGUUGUUGUCUGGGGGACAAGGA
Chlamydomonas reinhardtii is the source of this 5838-nucleotide messenger RNA. RefSeq lists its product as uncharacterized. NCBI's taxonomy places the organism in Eukaryota, Viridiplantae, Chlorophyta, Chlorophyceae, Chlamydomonadales, Chlamydomonadaceae. The record is from RefSeq and is a predicted model, not a curated record. Bases 338 to 5014 code for a protein of 1558 amino acids. The transcript has 30 exons.